CUUUCAGCUUCUACCUUAAUUCGGUCUUUUAUUUCCUUUUGGGGUUAGGGCUUUCUUCAUUGGAACCAGAAAUGGCUUCGUCGAAGCCUUCAAUGAGGAAGCCGGUGUUCGUGAAAGUGGAUCAGUUGAAGCCGGGGACGAGCGGGCACACACUUACGGUGAAGGUGCUUGAGUCGAAGACAGUGCUGCAGAAGGGCCGAGCUGCAUCGGCACACCUCCGGCAGACGAAGAUUGCCGAAUGCCUUGUUGGGGACGACACGGGAACCAUCAUAUUCAAAGCCCGAAACGACCAGGUUGACAUGAUGAAGCCCGGUGCCACAGUUAUCGUCCGCAAUGCAAAAAUUGAUAUGUUCAAGGGGUCAAUGAGGCUGGCUGUGGACAAGUGGGGACGAGUUGAGGUCACUGACCCUGCUAGCUUCAUCGUUAAGGAGGAUAACAACUUGUCUUUGGUGGAGUACGAGCUAGUUAAUGUGGAGGCUGAAGAGUGAACGCAUUCCCUAUGUUAAAUAGAUCUAUUCUGAUGGAGAACCUCUUCAAAUGCCCUUUUUUCUUUGCUUAAAUCUGUUUCUCUCUCAACAAAGUAAAAUUUGAACGUUGUAGCCAGUUUUAUAUAUGCAAAUAGCCACUGUGCAGCAGUAGAUAUCAUCAUCUGUCUAUUAGUAUUAUGGGUUGUGGAUGGAUUGUAAAUGAAGUAAUUACUGAUGUACGUAAAGAUAUUGACUAUAUAUCAGAAGUUAUCUAGUUUAGAUGUUAGAAAAUUA
This is a messenger RNA of Dendrobium catenatum, 761 nucleotides long. RefSeq lists its product as uncharacterized. The transcript has 2 exons. Lineage: Eukaryota; Viridiplantae; Streptophyta; Magnoliopsida; Asparagales; Orchidaceae. Bases 72 to 488 code for a protein of 138 amino acids. The record is from RefSeq and is a predicted model, not a curated record.